Molecule: messenger RNA, 1119 nt
Organism: Penicillium crustosum
Lineage: Eukaryota; Fungi; Ascomycota; Eurotiomycetes; Eurotiales; Aspergillaceae
Product: peptidylprolyl isomerase
Exons: 5
Coding region: 1-1119 (372 amino acids)
Biological process (GO): protein folding; protein peptidyl-prolyl isomerization
Cellular component (GO): intracellular membrane-bounded organelle
Molecular function (GO): protein binding; peptidyl-prolyl cis-trans isomerase activity
Source: RefSeq, a predicted model, not a curated record
AUGGCGACAGCUCAGCGCUCCCGUGUCUUCUUUGACAUUAAAAUCGGUGACAGCGAGCCUAAUCGGGUUGCAUUUGAGCUGUUCAACGAUGUUGUCCCCAAGACCGCGGAUAACUUCCGAGCUUUGUGUACCGGCGAGAAGGGCAUUGGCACCCAGGGCAAGGAAUUGACCUACAAAGGCUCAAUUUUCCACCGUGUGAUCAAGCAGUUCAUGAUUCAGGGUGGUGACUUCACUGCGUUCAACGGUACCGGCGGCGAGUCGAUUUACGGUGAAAAGUUCCCCGAUGAGAACUUCGACCUCAAGCAUGACCGUCCCUUCCUGCUCUCCAUGGCCAACUCUGGGCCCGGCACCAACGGCAGUCAAUUCUUCGUUACCACCGUCCCCACUCCCCACCUCGAUGGCAAGCACGUCGUGUUCGGUGAGGUCAUCAACGGCAAGAGUGUGAUUCGCAAGAUUGAGAACUUGAAGACUCAGUCCGACAAGCCCUUCCAGGACGUGACUAUCGUGGACUGCGGCGAGCUUACCGGCGAGGAUUACGAGAACGCGACCAAGCGCCAGCAGGAUGCGACAGGCGACCCAUACGAGGACUUCACCGAGGAUCACCAGGGCGAGGCCCUUACUGCACCUCUCUGCUUCAAGAUCGCUUCCGACCUCAAGGGUUUCGGCAACGCUGCUUUCAAGAGUGGUAAUCUCAACCUGGGUCUCGAAAAGUACCAGAAGGGUCUGCGCUAUUUGAACGAGUUCCCCGAGCCCGAGGAGAAUGACCCCAAGGAGCUGAGCGAGCAGAUGAAGGCACUCCGAUUCACUUUGCACUCUAACUCUUCCCUGCUCGGCAACAAGCUCCAGAAGUUCAGCCAGGCUCAGAACUGGGCCACAUAUGCCCUUCAAGUCGCCGAUGAGGCCAAGGCUAAGGAUGCCGAUAAGGCCAAGGCCUACUACCGCCGUGCUGUUGCCUACGAGGGUCUGAAGGAGGAGGAUGCCGCGCUGAAGGAUCUGCAGGAGGCAGAGAAGCUGGCUCCUGGCGAUGCUGGUAUCAUCAACGAGAUCGCCAAGGUCAAGAAGACCGUCAAGGACCGGGAGGCCAAGGACAAGGCCGCUGCCAAGAAGUUCUUCUCUUGA